Molecule: messenger RNA, 919 nt
Organism: Topomyia yanbarensis
Lineage: Eukaryota; Metazoa; Arthropoda; Insecta; Diptera; Culicidae
Gene: EMC8-9
Product: ER membrane protein complex subunit 8/9 homolog
Exons: 3
Coding region: 182-784 (200 amino acids)
Cellular component (GO): EMC complex
Source: RefSeq, a predicted model, not a curated record
CGCGAGAUAUUUAGAAAGGAAUCGGUAAAGAAGGGAGAACUUAGAAACAGAGAAACGUCAAAAUUCCCAUUAGAAAAUUUGUUUUUGAAAUCGUUGAUCUGAUCAAGAAAGAAAGAAAUUUUCAAUUCAUUCCGUACCCUUCCCAGCUUCGAUAAAAGAUCGCCUUAGCCAGCUAAUUAAAAUGACCGAAGUUAACUUUUCCGCCCGUGCCUACUGCAAGAUUAUGCUGCACGCUGCCAAGUAUCCACAUCUUGCCGUCAACGGGUUGCUACUGGGGGCGAAAGCAAGCGAGUCGCCUACCAAGGUGCUGGAUGCCGUACCGCUGUUCCACCAGUGUCUGCACGUAACACCUAUGGCCGAGAUAGCACUGAUCCAGGUAGAGGCCAAGGCUGCUCGAGAGGGACUGCAGAUUAUUGGUUACUAUGCGGCAGCGGAGAACUUUUACGACAAUAGUUUGGAGAAGGCUCCCGGUGCACGGAUUGCCGACAAGAUAGCAGAGAACGUGUCUGGUGCUGUAUUUGGAGUGAUCGACAACCGGGCCGUUUCGAUAAACAUGCGCUACCCGGCGCUCAAGGUUUGGCAGAACCGUGAAUCCCGUUGGAGCAAGGUUCAGCGCUGUACAGUUGAGGACUCGAAGAACACUUUCGAUGCUGUUAGCAGUCUCUUGCAGCGAGGUGCCAUGAAGGAACUGAACGAUUUCGACAAUUAUUUGGAUAACACGGAAAACGAUUGGAGCAAUGCGCACCUGAAUCGGGACUUGCCUCAAAUUUUGUCUAUGUAUUGAUGAAGUCGAAUGGUGAUCGGGCAAUUUAUGGGUGGUGCAGUUGUUUAUGCCGACUAGAAUCGUAAUUAAUUUUAAAUAUCAAGAAGUUAUAAUUUUACUUCGCUGUACCAAAUAUAUCCUUGUUCCAAACAAAAA